UUAUCUGUAUGCCAUUACCACCAAACGAACCAGGCGCCGCUGGCAAACGCAAAGAAAAACUACGUCAGCUGUGGGAUAUGCGCGUUGGACGGCGCCGGAUGUUGAGCUGGCUCUCCCAUAUAUAGGUCUCCCCUGUCCCUAUUCACUUAUGCCAGCUAUUCCUAGCCUCUGUGGCGGAUUCGCGAGUAAUAUUUGGCUCGUUACACAUCCCUGAGCCUAACGUUUGUCCACCAGACGUCAGGAUAUGUCAGUAUCUACAACCUGUGUGUAACAGAGGGUUAUCUGGUGUAUCGUGCUUGAUAGGACAACCGUCGUGAGACGCUACGGGAUACGGACAAGAAAACGUGCACGCCCUUAUAUAUACGCCGGCGGAUCGGGCCAUCAAUUCUAACUAUUUGUGAAUUCAUAGCGUCGCAAGGGAAGAGGACACCUACAAGCUUCGCGUUAGCUCCCGUCUGGAAACUCGGGAAAAUCGCUGCGUCCUUCUAUCUCCUGUAUCUCUGUUUCUCCAUCUUGUAUAAUCUGUAGACUAGAGACUGGAUAAGUACUAGUCAUGGAUGUGGUGUGGGGCAUUGUGAGCACCCUGGUGUACAUAGUCGCCGUGUUCAUUGCCGUUGAAUUCUGCUGUGGCAGGAUCAAGAAGUACUCGUCGGCGAAGCGGGAAGAGGAGGAGGAGGGAUCGGGAAGGAGGGAGUCUGCCACCGCCGCGACGACAGACGACGUCCCGGGAGCGACGGCAUCGGCGGAAACAAGCGCAGAGGCAGAGGCAGUGGUGGAAAAACCUUCAUCUGAUGAAGAACGGAUACGAACAGCUGCAGACGAUGCUUCGGAGGUUCCGCCAGAACCGGAAGUCACAAUCGACAUCCACAAGGAGCCUCCCAUGCCGGAAAAGGCGAUUCCGGACAUCAUUCCGGAACCGGAGAACAUUCCGGAACCAGAAAGUAUUCCGGAACCAGAGAAUAUUCCGGUGGACGUACACGUUAAGAAUGAAGAAGAAACGCUAGAAACAGUGCCAAAGGAACCAAAGAUACAGCAGGUCGUUGAACCGGAAGUAGAGGAGGUUGAACCGAAGGUAGAGGAAAUUGAACCGGAAAUAGUGGAUGUUGAACCGGAAGUAGUGGAGGUCAAACCGGCAGUAGUGGAGGCCGAACCAGAAAUAGCGGAGGUCGAACCGGAAGUAGAGGAGGUUGAACCGGAAGGAGAAGACGAAGGUGACGCAGCCGUCGCGGCCACCAAGAUCCAGGCAGGGUUCAGAGGUCACCAGAGCAGGAAGAGGGUGAAGAAGCUGAAGGAAGAGAAGGACGCAGCGACCAAGAUCCAGGCGGGGUUUCGCGGGUGGAAGAGCAGGAAACAGGUCAGCGUCAAGAGGAGGGGCGCACCGGGCGUAGAAGUGGAGGCAGACGAUCACCUAACAGAAGAGCCACCAGCGGCAGUCACUGAGGAAGACACGUCACUGUCCAUGCCUAGUGACGUCACAGAACAACACGUUGCCAAGGAAACGGCGAGCGCGAUAGAACUUCCUCCUGCAAUGUUCGCAGCCGACAUGUCGCCUGUUGAGGAAACCGCGCCCGAGGUUCCAUCUCCAGUAGUAGAGUCAACCCCAACAGAGUUGUUCGCCAAACAACCGGAUGUUACACCUCCGGCUUCCCCGGAAGUGACGCAGCCGGAGAUUGCCGAGACGCCGUCCCCGACGGAAGCCGAGUCGCCCGAGACCUCGUCACCCGAGGAGAUCUCCCCGGCGCCGUUCUCUAAGCCGAUUCCACCGACUCCGCCGCCAACUCCGGCCGACGUGGACCUGUUUGCCGGUGGUACCGAAGCAACCGAGCCCACCUCGGGUACAGACCCCGUUCUGGAAGGAGGAGAGAUUGUCUUAGGAGACGUGGAACCGGCCAUGGUCAAGGCUGUCGCGGAAAAGCUGGACGUGCUGGAGAAGGAAACUGUGGAGGCGAGUGAGAAAGUUCUGUACCAGCCCGGUACCGAGGUGUCGUUCGUGGUGGCGCCUCCUCCUCUACAGCCGGUCUCCAUGGAAACCGUUGCUAUGGAGGAGACGGAUUCGUCACCGGAUUCUGCUGAGCAGUCGCCAGUAACAGUCGUCGAAGCGAAGACGUUGAUAAAACAGGAGAGCGAAGUUUACCCCUACGUCGAGGAGACACAGACCUCCGAAGAGUUCGAUCCAGAGAGCCUCAUCGCUCAGGCGGUUUCGUCCAAGUUCUCCUCAUCCGCAGCAGCAGCACCGGAAGUCGUGGUGACGUCAGAGAGAACCGUCACCAUGGAGACGGGUCCCGACGGGAAGACGACGCAGACCGUCGUCAAGGUGGAGCACACGGUCGUCAAGGAGAUCACUACCGUGGUGACGCCCAAAACGACGGAGGUCGUCACCACCGAGGAAAGAACUGCGACGUCUGUGUCAAGUGACGACCGCAGCAGCGAGGAGCAGGUUACCGUCGUGGAGGCUUCUGACGACGACACUUUUGAAGAGUCCGGUUUAGAGCAGCAGCAAGGGGAGAUGGGGAUGAUGAUGAGAAGUAGCGGACCAAAGGACAAGGGAGCCCAGCUGGACCGGACCGGAGCGUCCUUCACGGACAAGUGGGAACCGGAGCCGGGUGACCUCCCACCCCCAGCCCCGUUUGGUGAGAGGGACAUCUCAGUACGUAAGGAUGCAAAAAUAGCCGACCACUAUCACUUACGGGAAGUCUUGGCCACGGGAAGAUUUGGGGUAGUAAAAAGAUGUGUGGAGAAGAGAUUAGGCCUGGUGCUGGCAGCAAAAACCAUCAAAAUACACAGUCCACAAGACAGAAUUGAUGUCAGAAUGGAAAUCGACGUCAUGAAGGGUUUGAACCACAGAAAUCUCCUCAGAAUUUACGACGCCUUCGAGACAAGAAAAGAGAUGACACUAGUCAUAGAAUAUAUUGCCGGCCACGAGUUGCUGGAGAGAGUAUUAGACGACAACUAUCACCUGACAGAGAAGGAUGGAGUCAUGUUCAUGAGGCAGGUGUGCGAAGGUGUGCGGUACAUGCACGCCAACGGGAUCAUUCACCUGGAUCUCAAGCCAGAAAACAUCAUGUGUGUUGACACAAAGACGAACCAUGUGAAGAUCAUAGACUUUGGGCUGGCCAGAAGACACAAUCCAAAGAAACUUCUCCAGGUAGCGUUUGGAACCCCGGAGUUCUGUGCACCUGAGAUUCUGAACUACACCAACGUGUCCUAUAUGACGGACAUGUGGAGUGUGGGAGUCAUCACUUUUGUGGUAUUAUCAGGGCUGUCCCCCUUCCUGGGGGAGGACGACACGGAAACAAUGAACAACGUCGUCGAGUUCUGUUGGGACUACGAAUUCGAGGACGAAGAGUGGAAUGAUAUCUCCACCGAAGCUAAAGACUUCAUCUCAAAACUGUUGGUGUACAACCUGGGGUAAGU
This is a messenger RNA of Branchiostoma belcheri (Belcher's lancelet), 3414 nucleotides long. Its product is annotated as myosin light chain kinase 2, skeletal/cardiac muscle-like. Gene Ontology annotation, molecular function: ATP binding; protein serine/threonine kinase activity; protein binding. Gene Ontology annotation, biological process: positive regulation of apoptotic process; protein phosphorylation; intracellular signal transduction. The coding region runs from base 554 to 3412 and encodes 952 amino acids. Gene Ontology annotation, cellular component: cytoplasm; nucleus. The transcript is spliced from 12 exons. Lineage: Eukaryota; Metazoa; Chordata; Leptocardii; Amphioxiformes; Branchiostomatidae. The record is from RefSeq and is a predicted model, not a curated record.